Messenger RNA from Trametes versicolor FP-101664 SS1, 192 nucleotides. RefSeq lists its product as uncharacterized. The transcript has 3 exons. NCBI's taxonomy places the organism in Eukaryota, Fungi, Basidiomycota, Agaricomycetes, Polyporales, Polyporaceae. The coding region runs from base 1 to 192 and encodes 63 amino acids. The record is from RefSeq and is a predicted model, not a curated record.
AUGACCCUCACCGAAGUGUCCAUCACGAAUUUCAAGGAAAUAGAAGUGCUCGUUCGAAAAGCACAUGUUGUCACGUGCCAGGUCGACCACCCUCUCGACCAUAUCUGCACGAACAUCGUGGUGGACUUCAUCCUCCGUGACGCUACCGCGAAGAACAAGGAGGCCGCUCCCGGUGCACCGAUCGAUCCUUAG